GAAAGUGUGAAACCAACUUGUUCAUAUUGAAAACAAAGAACAAACCAUUGCUCUCUCUCCCUCUCUCUGCUUCCUCUGUAAAUAGAUAACUAAAAGCUUUCACUCUGUUGGACUUUCUCAGUCCAUAUCUUCUCUGUUUCUCUAAUUUGUUCCUCUAAAGUCCCUUCUUUCUUGUUUAUGUGUUCAAGUAAAGAAGCUCAAUCCAUAUCCAUUUUUGUAAAGAUUUGGACUUUUUUUUAUUUUGGCUGUCACCAUGAAGAGGCUAAGCAGCUCAGAUUCAAUGUGUGGUCUCAUCUCCACUUCUACAGAUGAACAGAGUCCAAGAGGUUACGGAAGUAAUUACCAAUCUAUGCUUGAAGGUUACGAGGAAGAUGCUACACUAAUCGAGGAAUACUCCGGCAACCACAACCACCACAUGGGUCUAUCGGAAAAGAAGAGAAGACUGAGAGUUGACCAAGUCAAAGCUCUUGAGAAAAAUUUCGAACUUGAGAACAAACUCGAACCUGAGAGGAAAACGAAACUAGCACAAGAGCUUGGACUCCAACCUCGUCAAGUAGCGGUUUGGUUUCAAAACCGUCGUGCACGGUGGAAAACAAAACAACUUGAGAAAGAUUACGGCAUUCUUAAGAGCCAAUACGACUCUCUCCGCCACAAUUUUGAUUCUCUCCGCCGUGACAACGAUUCUCUUCUCCAAGAGAUUAGUAAAAUCAAAGCUACGAUCAACGGAGAAGAAGAUAACAACAAAGCUACGACUGAGAGUGUUAAGAGAGAAGAAGUAGUUUCAUUGCCGGAGAGUUUUCACAAGACGGAUUCGACUCCAUCGUCUCCUCCGCAGUUUCUUGAACAUUCAACCGGGUUUAACUACCGGCGAAGCUUCACCGACGACCUCCGUGACCUUUUACCGAAUUCUACCGCAGUUGUUGGAGACGCUGGAUACUCCGAUAGCUGCGACUCAAGCGCAGUUCUAAACGAAGAAACAAGUUCGGACAACGGAAGAUUAACGCCGCCGUCUACGGUUGCCGGCGGGAGUUUCUUACAGUUUGUGAAAACGGAACAAAGAGAGGAUCACGACGAUUUUCUAAGCGGUGAAGAAGCUUGUGGAUUCUUCUCCGAUGAACAACCACCGUCACUUCAUUGGUACUCUGCUUCUGAUCAUUGGACUUAAGGAGAAUCAUUUGGGAUGAUCGAAUCGAAUCGUGCUCCGUGGGAACAGAGGGGGGCAAAAGUGAAAAUAAUCGAUAAAUAAAGGAUUAAGGAGGAAGGGUUAUUAAAAUUAACUAACUCCGCGGGAUUAAGGAGAAAGAUAAUUAUUGCGCUUAAGAUUGUAAAUUUAUUUUUAUCUUUUACCUCUCGUUUCCAUGGCUCUUCGUGUAAUUUUAACGAUGUUGAAAGGUGUUUUUAUUUUUAUUUUUA
This is a messenger RNA of Camelina sativa (false flax), 1413 nucleotides long. RefSeq names its product homeobox-leucine zipper protein ATHB-16. Gene Ontology annotation, molecular function: sequence-specific DNA binding; DNA-binding transcription factor activity, RNA polymerase II-specific. Gene Ontology annotation, biological process: positive regulation of DNA-templated transcription. NCBI's taxonomy places the organism in Eukaryota, Viridiplantae, Streptophyta, Magnoliopsida, Brassicales, Brassicaceae. The record is from RefSeq and is a predicted model, not a curated record. Gene Ontology annotation, cellular component: nucleus.